Molecule: messenger RNA, 1695 nt
Organism: Australozyma saopauloensis
Lineage: Eukaryota; Fungi; Ascomycota; Pichiomycetes; Serinales; Metschnikowiaceae
Exons: 1
Coding region: 1-1695 (564 amino acids)
Biological process (GO): protein ubiquitination; Ras protein signal transduction
Cellular component (GO): cytoplasm
Molecular function (GO): ubiquitin protein ligase activity; zinc ion binding
Source: RefSeq, a predicted model, not a curated record
AUGUUCGGAUCUGAGUUCUACAGAAUCAGCCUCGAUCUCCGCUCCAAACCUAUAGAGGGCUUCAAUUCGUUUACGUCGGACUACCGCUACUCGGAAAUAUCUCUUCUGGGAUUUGAUAUGCCCUCAAUGCCGCUUGAUUCGUUUUCAAGCCUAGAGCCUCUAAAAGCCAAGCUGCUCGGCAAUGGGGUGGUCCGACUCUUUCGUGAUUUUUACGAGGAAGAUGCGCCUGAUCUGAAGUCGUUGGGUUUGUCUCAUCCGGGCGAUGAUACCAUGCUUUCGAUCUUGGCGGUUCCUACUUACUACACGGCAUCAGAUCUACUAGGGUUUAUUGGUGACUUCUACCUUGAGAAUUUGACACAUGUGCGGAUAUUGAAGAGCGAGAGACCGAACAGGUUUUUGGUCCUAUUGAAGUUCAAAGAUGCCGUCAAGGCGGCCGAGUUUCAGUACCAUUACGAUGGGAAACCAUUCAAUGCCAUGGAACCAGAAAUGUGCCAUGUGGUAUUUGUGAAGUCUGUCGUGCUCGAGCUGGAUGAAGAAGAAACUCCAACUGACGAUAUGAUUCCGUUUUUGCUUCGUGAUCCGUUCACGUCCUAUACUGCUCUCUCAGAAAUUGCCUCUGCUCCUGACCACACAGACCUGGCUCAGCCUGUAGUCUCUGCAGAGCUUCCGACGUGUCCUGUUUGUCUUGAAAGACUUGACUACGAGGUGUCGGGGCUUUUAACUAUUCCAUGCCAGCACACAUUUCAUUGUAUGUGCUUGUCCAAGUGGAGAGACGAUACUUGUCCAGUGUGUCGCUAUACCAACGAUGUGUCCAACCAUACGAUCCGGCGCUCUGUCCGGCGCUUGCUGCAGCUCAAUCUGCGAAUGCAGCAGCUUCAGAUCCGCGAAGAGACAGCUCAGCUGGCUCCGCCGGCUAAAUCAACCUCUACCAGCGAAACAUGUAUGGCCUGUAACACGCAAGAGAACUUGUGGGUCUGCUUAAUUUGCGGAAACGUCGGUUGCAGCAGGUAUGCACCCGAACAACAUUCACUCAAACAUUUCGUGGAGAGCGGGCACUGUUUCGCCAUGGAGCUCUCAACCUCGCGCGUCUGGGACUACGCGGGCGACAAAUACGUUCACCGACUCAUUGCCAGUGAGUCUGAUGGUAAAAUAGUGGAGCUCCCGCAGAAAGGCACAGCCAAUCAAAAAAGCAAUCUGAAGGAGGAAGACAGUGAGUAUGCCGAACUUCUCCUCUCGCAAUUGAUCAGUCAGAGAGAGUACUACGAAUUAUUGCUUAAUGAAAAAGGAACUGUGGGCAAAAGACUGCGUCGAGGCUCAUCGUUGAACGAAAACGCACGGUAUACAGAUCUUGAGGCUAAAGUCAACGAGCUUUCCGUCGCCAUGGACAAAAUGACCGAAUCCGUUGUUCCAGCCUACAAACGCAAAAUUGACAUGAUGAACAUGUCGAUCAGAUUAAGCGCACAGGAGCUACAGGAGGCGAAUAGUCUCAAUGAAGGCUUAUCUGCCAAAGUCGACUACUUGACUGCACAAGUGAAGCAAUUAAAAGAGGAGAAUGAGGAAUUAGCACAGACAUCCAAAGACUUGAUGUUUUACCUAGAGUCACAGGAGAAGUUCAAAGAUCAACCAGAGGAUGUCAGAGAGGGCACUAUAGUCGUGACACAAAAGAAGAAAAGCACGAAGAAAAAGAAGAAGUGA